AUGCCGCGACUCUGUGCGAAGAGGAGAAGGGACACGCCGGGGCCGGACGGAGUGGAUAGUCCCUGGACUACCUUGAUGCUCCCUGGAAAAAUGGAGAUGGCAGAAGAAGAUAUAAAAUUUAUCACCGAUGAGAAGUUUGACUUUGGUCUGUCUUCUCCUUCAGACAGCCAGGAGGAGGAGCGUGUCGAGGAGGAGGAGCUCCGGCACGUUGACAGGGGUGUGGCACAAAGGCUCGACCUGAACGUGCAGCAGAGGGAGGGCGCCAGAGAGUGCCUGGCCCGAUGGAGCCCGCUGAGUCCCGAGAAGCUGGAGGAGAUCGUGAAAGAGGCCAACCGGCUGGCCGUGCAGCUGGAGAGAUGCAGCCUGCAGGAGAAGGAGAACGCCAGCUCCGGGGCGCUGGGUCCAGCCGGAGAGCCCCUUAUGCCUGCGCGGCUCCCGCACAAGGAGCGGGCAAGCCCCCGGAGCCCCCGGCGCGAGACCUUCGUGGUGAAGAACAGCCCUGUCAGGGCGCUGCUGCCCACCGUGGAGCCAGGAACGCCCCUCCCCAUGGGGAAAAGCCCCUCGCCAUGUGCUAGAGCAGCGCUGACUCCCCCCCGCCUCCGACACAAACUGGGCAGCUGCUCCGCUGGCAGCGAACGGCUCCGUAAGAAAUCCACCCCCAGCAAGGGCCCUGCUCUGUCGCCCACAAAGAGACCUCAGAGCAGCAAGAAGCUGAGCCUCCAGGACCCGCCCCACAGCCGUGCGUCGCCCACAGCGGGGAGGAGAGAACUGAUGGGCCCCAGGUCGUCCCCCCCCCGGCCCCGCCCUGCACACCAGCCCUCGCCGCCCCGCAGGAGAGCACAACCACUUCAGGAAGCAAGUGCAGGUCGGGCUAAGGCCUCCAGGGAUAAUGCUCCCCAGCUCCCAGCCAGCGCCGGGCCUACCGACAGUGCACACGCCCACCAGACCCAGGCCACGAGCACGGCCGCCCCUGUGCCCACGAGUCGCCGCCUGAUGCCCAGCGGCAUCCCCAAGCCAGCCAGUCGCAGUGUCGUCCUGAGCAGGGCUGCUGUGUCCGGGAGGCCCAGCCAACCACAGCCCAUGGGCCAUGGCUCAGCUGGCAGGAGGGUGCUGCCGAGCGCAGCCGGACAGAGAGGCCCUGGCCCCCAGCGGGCAGCCCCUCCAGGCAGCAGGCUGCAGCCGCCCCGGAAGGUGACCUUGCCCAGCUCUCUGAGGUAAAGCUCUCCCACUGUGUGGGGUGUGAGCCAUACAGGAGCAGAGCUGCAGAUCAGAGCAAUCCCUGAGAGCGGUUUGCCCCAGGGCUGGCGCCACCUGCAGGCUUCCUACAUAACUGCAUGGACACUUCAGGAGCAAAGCUGCCCGUCAGUGAGAGCAGAGUCCUUGCCUGUGGCCAGGCCUAGGUUGCAGCCACCUCGCUGCAAGAUUCCUGUGGCAGAAGCUGUCCGUCUCGCCCUGUGUGUUCUGCAGCCCGUCAGUAGCUGUCUUGUUGAUUAACCCUACAGCCAUUUGUCCUCCCCGCAGGCCUGGGGCUGCUCCCUGAGAAAUCACUUUGGCUUUGGCCCAGGAUCCCCCAGCGCUAAGGGCCCAGCACCCCCAGUUGAGCCAGGUUUGCAGAAGGGCUCUGCAUGGUGGGUGUUGAGCUCUCUAGGAAACCUGGAUCCAUGUCGUCCCAGCACAUGGGCUUUGGUCUUUAAUCUUCCUCCCCCCUGGUCAUCUGCGCCCAUUGAUGGAUGUCUGACACCCCCAAGUCCAUCUGGCCUGCCUCACUCGGCUUCCUGCCCUGACACUGGACUGCGAUAAAACGGUUUGGGACCAGACACCGCCGAGACCCCGAUCCUCCUCAUGCUGGCAGAACCAGACUGACCCUUCACCUGCCUGCGGGGCAUUGUCUUGCUGUGCCCGGGCAUCCAUCAGCAGCACAUGCCAGCUUGGAGGACACAGGAGAACUCAGGACCGCCACCUGCUAGGCUGGCAGCCUGAACUCCCCAGUUUUGAGCCUCUGGAGUGAAGGCGCUUUGCAGGGUCCUGGUUAGUUUUACUUUGCUUUUUAGAUGAAUUAGUGGGAAAUGCUGAGCUUGUUCCGUGCAUGUGGACCAUGCUGGCCUCGCCUGAUCUCAUAUGGCGGCUGCCUCCCUACGUGUUUAGUGGUUAUAGAUGGAGCGGGCCAGGAAACGGGGCUUCCCUGGAAAAUCAAAAUCCAAAAUAGUUUGAUUCUGAAAUGCUGCCGCAGUGCCUUGUGGGAGUUGUAGUUCAGGUGUCUUGUGCCCCAUUGUUCUCUAAAGGUUAAGCGCCCUGGUCAGACUACAUCUCCCAUGGUGCACCAUGGAAAGGGGAAGCAGUGCCUCAUGAGAAUUGUAGUUUGGGUGCCUCACACUCCCAAUCUCUGUGUGCCAGGCUCCCUGAUCGGAUUCUGCCUCCAUUACUUGUUCUGGCCUGGCAUUUGCCAUCAUGCAUGGCCUCCUCUCACCAAGAGGAGAGACCAUGGGACAUGAUGGGAAAUGUCUCAAAACUAUAUUACAGUUGGAAAAGGUACAGAAAAGGGCAACAAAAAUGAAUAGGGGCAUGGAACAGCUUCCAUCUGAGAGAUUAAAAAGACUGGGACUGUUCAGCUUGGAAAAGAGACGACGAAGGGAGGAUAUGAUAGAGGUCUAUAAAAUCAUGACUGGUGUGGAAAAAGUAAAUGAGGAAGUGUUAUUUACUCCUCAUAAAAUAAGAACUAGGGGUCACCCAAUGAAAUUAAUAGGCAGCAGGUUUAAAACAAACAAAAGGAAACAUUUCUUCACACAGCGCACAUUCAACCUGUGGAACUCCUUGCCAGACGAUGUUGUGAAGGCCAAGACGAUAACAGGGUUCAAAAAAGAACUAGGUAAGUUCAUGGAGGAUAGGUCCAUCAAUGGCUAUUAGCCUGGACGGGCAGGGAUGGUGGCCCUAGCCUCUGUUUGCCAGAUGCUGGAAAUGGGUGACGGGAUGGAUCACUUGAUGAUUCCCUGUUCUGUUCAUUCCCUCUGGGGCACCUGGCAUGGGCCACUGUCGGAAGACGGGAUACUGGGCUAGAUGGACCUUUGGUCUGACCCAGUAGGGCCAUUCUUAUGGUCUUAGCCUUGCCAGGGAGCCCAGGCAAUAGAGGACAACAGGUGCAUGAGGCACCACGACUGCAUUUCAGAAUCAAAAUACUUAGUUUUGGGGUGAGUUUCUCAACAAAAACUGGAAAAUUUCUUUGGAAAUUAGAAACACUUCAUCCCAGGCUCUGUAACUGGGGCCUGAGCCUCGGAGAGGCCCCUGGAGGUAGUAUCCGAGCCGAAAGUGGCUCAGCUGAUCUGGGGCCCAUGUUCGUGGGAGCCACCU
Malaclemys terrapin pileata is the source of this 3345-nucleotide messenger RNA. It is a transcript of the gene PSRC1, whose product is annotated as proline and serine rich coiled-coil 1. Gene Ontology annotation, molecular function: microtubule binding. The record is from RefSeq and is a predicted model, not a curated record. Lineage: Eukaryota; Metazoa; Chordata; Testudines; Emydidae. Gene Ontology annotation, cellular component: spindle pole; spindle microtubule; microtubule cytoskeleton. Bases 1 to 1218 code for a protein of 405 amino acids. Gene Ontology annotation, biological process: mitotic metaphase chromosome alignment. The transcript has 7 exons.